Molecule: messenger RNA, 2191 nt
Organism: Sitophilus oryzae (rice weevil)
Lineage: Eukaryota; Metazoa; Arthropoda; Insecta; Coleoptera; Curculionidae
Exons: 3
Coding region: 175-2118 (647 amino acids)
Source: RefSeq, a predicted model, not a curated record
UCGAAAGUUUGGUUGAUGAUUAUUGUUUACAAGUUCAGAACAGUGGUUUGAAUUGCUAGUGUAAUUUUUUUGUCCUGUGUAUUUGAACAAUGUUUUGAUAAGACAGACUGCUAACUAUAAAUAUUAAAAAAAGGAUUUUUAUAAGCAACAUAUUUAUUAUUCGAAAUUAAGAUCAUGAGGCAGAGAUGCAGAUGGAAGAUAUACAUUUUCUUUAUAGCGUAUUAUGUAACACCAGCCUUUAGCAAUGAAGAUGAUUCACAAUAUAACAAAAGAGGUUAUAGACCAUUUUUCUCACCUCGCAUGGACUAUGAUCAAUGGAGGCCACUGGGAAGAGGAGACCCUUUAAAAAAUGAUCCAACGUUCGACUAUGUUCCACCUGUCUUGGAUAAUGUCCAAUAUUGGGUGGAUUCUAAUGCAAGAUCCAGUAGUUCAGAAGAAAGCAGAACCACAAAUGGUCAAAAAACCGAAAUGCUACUGUUAGGAGUACCAUCUAAAAAGCCGGCUAUACAGACUCUUGAAAAUGUUGCACAAUCAAGACAUGACAACAUUUAUGAGUCCGAACCGAAAUAUCAAGAUAAAACCUUCAACGUAAACCAGAAAAACUCCCAACCAAAUUUUUUAUCUUCAAUGACGUCUCAAAUUUUACCAACAAUUAUGUCUUUCGCAAACAGGAUAUUAGACAAAACAAUUAACUCAAAAGGGGAAUAUAUAAAACCGCCUUACAGUGUAUUAACACCUCCUCAAUUGGUAACGAGACCUCCAGAAAAUCACUUUUCAGCUCCAUCUUUAAGAUUUCCCAUUAGCCAAAAACCGGUGCUUCCAAAUCAGUUUUUGUCUUCCAAACCUUUCAACAGAAAUACAAGACCAAAUAAUGUGAAUGGUGUAACUGUAUUACCGUCUAACUUAAUAUAUCAGUCAAGCAGUGUGGGUAGUCACAAAGAAUUCGAGUCUGUCCCAUCUAUAAAUUGGCAGCUGCCUUCUACGACUGAACAGCAUAAAUUCAAAUUUAACGAUCAAAAGCUAUCACUUCCUAACACUGUAGCUAGAAUCCAAUUUUCAUCAAAAAAUAAUCUAUCAAACAGUAUACUAGAUGCUUCGAACAGUAAUCAUAAUUUCAAUUUUGUAACUCCACCUUCUUUGGAUGAAAACGAGAUGAUGUUUAAAGGCCACAUAAGUGACGAUAAUGACAUAUCUAAUAGUUACGUAAAAAUUGACAAACCUGAAGCUCAAAUGCACCAUGUAGGCAUUGAAACUAGUAAUGUCGCCUCUAUGCCUAGUUUUUAUUCACUGGCUUCAAAAAACUCACCGCUAAUGAAUUCUAAAACCAUUCAUAAUAUGGAAAUGAUGAAGCAAUCAAUGGAUGUACUAAAACCUUCUCCAGCAUCUGCAGUGACUGAUUAUAGUAAACCCAAUUUCUUAGCCAAUCUUUUACAAAAAGAAAAAACAUCGUUUGAAAAUGCAAAUUUUAUUGGAAGUAGCUCUUCGGUUAGUAACGCCAUUAUUACAAAUCCGAACGUAAAGCCUUCUUCUGAAGUGCCAUCCUCUGCUGGAAUAAUGGCCACAAAUCCUAUGGCAUUUUCUCCUGUAUCAUUUGUGAGUGAUUCGACCCAGAAAGCUAUACCAGAGUCUUCUACCAUGGUAUCAAUAUUAACAACAGAUCCAUUGUUUAAACACUAUAAACAGCCAGUAGAGCAAGUCACAGGUCCGGCUUAUGUUAUAAUACAAGGUCAUUCGAAAGUUAAAACUUACAAACCCACUAAACAACGCAACGGAAUAUUAGUAGAAGAAAGCAACUCCAUACCGUAUAUAUUAGAAAAGAAAUAUGAUUACAAAAUUAAACAUCUUCACGGCUUUGAAAACAAGAAAGAUUUACUGGAUAUUUCUGAUAAAAUAUCUCAAAACAGACAAGCACGAGCUGGAAAUCUACAUACCCUGAAGCAUAUAGUUGAAACAGGGUACGGUGCUAUUAAUAUCCAAGACACUGAUAUUGAUAGGAAGGAUCAUGAUGUUCAAGAAGCAGAAUUGUCGGCUAAAUAUAAAGUACAUGACGGGGAAUAUGACGUGAUGGAGGAAUAUCAUAAAGGAACAGUUGAAGAAAUUGACACGGAUAUUGAUUAGUAUGUGAAAUAGUUAAGAAUAAAAUGUGUGCCUUAUAUAAUUAUUUAUUUGAUUGUUGAAAUUUGUGGAAUUU